CAACGCGUGAGAUGUAUGAAUUCGAAUCCCACCUCUUGGGAACCUGGGGCAUCCCGAGCAGCCGCCGCCGCAGCCAUGGAGGCGGGGUGGAGGUUUGCCCUUAGAGGCUGCGGGAGACGGAGCAAAGCCACUGCAGCUGGCCACUAGGAGCAAGGCAGCCCCUGUGCACGCUCCGCGGGCCGGCCCCCUUUGCCCCGGCCCCCCUUGCCCCGGGAAGGAGGAUGCACCGCACGCCGUGGCUUUGAGAGAUUGGGCUGAUUUUAUGCAAGCAUCAGACCUGGGCUGCGUCUGGCGGGGCGGAUGCUGAGACUGCGGCUCUCGCCCAGCUUUGGGCUGGCUCCCUUUGUGCAUUGAUUGACCACUGAGCAGCUCCCCACCCCACCCCCUCCAGAUCCCCUACCCUAGGGAGCCUGACAGCAGCAAGUCGAGCCCAGCGGGAGGAGGGGGUCGGAGGAAAGUUGCAGCUCAGCUGCUGGUGGUGGGGAGAUGCAGGCUGAGGCUGACCUGCAGGGGAGAGAGGUGGUUGCUGUGUCCAGGAGGGGCAGAGCCCCGUGGGCAGCUGCAGAAUCCAGGGCCAAGUGAAGAAGUGCAACGGACAGCACCAUGAAGCUGCGGCUGCACCAGGCCCUGGCGGUGCUGCUGGCCUGGGGGACCUUGUGCCUCUGCCUUGUUUCAUCAGAGGAGCCCACCGCUGAGGGUCUCACCUCAACCUCCUUGGUGGAGUUUACAAUGAUGUCCCAUCUGGAGCUACUGGAUUCCAGCGAGCAAAGCAACCCAGAGGCCACGGAGCCUGACCCCGUCCUCAGUGCCCUGCAUGCCUCCGCGGGAUCAGGCUUUGCUAGUGAGGAGAAUGAGGAGUCCAAGAUCCUACAGCCCCCCCAGUACUUCUGGGAAGAUGGGGGAGAUCUCAACGAUUCCAGCCUGGAUCUGGGACCAGCAACAGACUACAGUUUUCCAGUCACCUCUCAUAAGGCCCUGCCCAAGGGAAACAGGACGCAGGUUAAAGACAACUGGGAAACCGCCCCCCUUCAGCCGUCAUCGGAUUCCGUGGAGCCUGACCCACAUACGCCUUUCUCCGGUGCUCUGGAGGAAGAGGAAGGGCUGCUCCCCAUAAACCAUUCUAAGGGAGGGCAACAGAGCAGCCAGACUCAAUGGCCAAAGGACAUAUCUUCAGAAGCAGCUGGCCAGGAGGACUCCUUGUUCUCCCUCCUGUUCUCCACAGCCUCCAGCAGACUGGGUGUUGUGACUGAGGCAGCUGUAGAAAGGCAAGAGGAGGACUCUGUUCCUGAGCACACUUCUUUGGGCUUUGACCUAGGGAGCAGCAUAGGGCCAAGUCUGCUGCCUGUGUCCUCCAUCCUGUCGGUCACCACUGCAGGAUCCCAAGGUGUCGCAGAGCAUGCCAUCCAGGUGACUUCAGAAAAUAUUGGGGCUACAGUGGGAGUAGGAAUGGAGCGAGCAGGGACCGUGGCAACAGCAGAGUCCACACAGACCCUGGUGGGAGCUGGAGUGGAGACCACAGAGCUCCCAGUGAGAGGGGAGCUCAUUGAGUCCACAGUACGAGAGGGUGGGGAGCAAAUGGGGCCCACAGUGCUAACUGGAAUGGAGCAAACAGAGGAAGCUCCUGAGGUAACAUCUCCUGGAGGCAGCCCCCAAGAUCCCAAGAUUGUUUCUGGUAGUGGUGAUGGCCCCACAAAUGCCAGCUCCUCGGCGGCUUCCUUGGAUGGGUCUGACGAGCCAGCUGCAACUCCUGCUCAGAAUGGCACGAAGCUGGCUAUUGAGACCACGGCAGCAGAGCGGAGCUUUGUGCCACAGACUGGGGACACCCACCUGGAUGUGCUGUCAACAGGACUGCCCUGGAACUCGGCACAGGUGAUCUGCAAGGACUGGAGUAACCUGGCAGGGAAAAACUACAUCAUUCUGAACAUGUCUGAUAACAUCGACUGCGAGGAGUUUCGGCUGGAGAAGGGUCCCCAGCUGCUGGCUCUGGUGGAGGAUGCCUUCUCCAGGCAGACAGAUGGACUGCAGGCCCAGUGGCUGAUCUCUCUGAGCAAACCCAAUGAGAAUGACAAGCACCUGCUAAUGACCUUGGCAGGGGAGCAGGGUGUCGUCCCUACAAAAGAUGUCCUGAUGGCACUGGGGUAUGUUCAGAGGAGCUUAGCCGAGAUUGGCAUCCAGAACUACUCAACCACCACAAGCUGCCAGUCACGGCCCAGCCAGACCCACAGCGACUAUGGGAAACUCUUUGUGGUGCUGGUCAUCAUUGGUUCCAUCUGUGCCAUCAUCAUCAUCAUGGGGCUUAUCUACAAUUGCUGGCAGAGGCGCCUGCCCAAGAUGAAGAACAUGUCACACGGCGAGGAGCUGCGCUUUGUGGAGAACGGCUGCCAUGACAACCCCACCUUGGACGUGGCCAGUGACAGCCAGUCGGAGAUGCAGGAGAAGAAGACCAGUGUGAAUGGCGGAGGUGCCAUCAAUGGCCCCGACGGCUGGGAUGUCCUGAUCACCAAGCGGGCGAGUGAGGACGCAGGUGUCUUUGAGGAAGAUACACAUCUUUAAAAAGAGAAACAGCUUAAAUAUAUGUCUAUCCUAUCUUGACUUAAGGACUGUGAGGUGAGGGGCAGCUUCUCAGGAACCUCUUAUAGGGCUUGGGACAGAGCGACUCUUUCUUGUUGUGGUCCUGAGGCUGCGUCCGAAUCCUGGAGCGAGAAGGGUCACUGUGAGUGGAGGGAGGCGGGUGGGGCACUGGGGUAUGUAUGUGUAUGUGUCUUUUGCUAUCAGUAGCGCCAAUGCUUUUUUCAUCACUUUUAAAUGCACUUACUUAGCUCUCCGGUUGCGGUUGAGAAUGGCUGGGUUUGAGAAAUAAAAUGAUGAGGCUAAGAUGGAUUCCAAGUGACUGGGGAGUCAACUCACACUGGGUGCCCAGCAGGGAGAUGGCAGGCCAGACCCUGACCUCACUGGCUCCUGGAGCUGGAAUCAGAAUCUGUCCCAGCAGGUGCAAUAGGAAAAUCUGUGUCUUGUUCUGGAUCUGGGAAGCAAAGAUUCAGUUGAUGUCCUGGGCAGAGAGUUUGCAUUCUGUGCAUGUAUGAAGGUCAGAUAUUCUCUAGUGCCCUUGCUUUAGCUUCUGAUGGGAUGGGCUGUUGUGUUGUUCAGAUGAAAACAUUUUCCUGUGAGCUCUCACCUCUGCCUAAUACCCCCAAUCCCUUUUCGGUUCCACAAGCACCACGUUGAACCUGAAAAGUUUGAGCACUUUAACCUAGCCUGGUUUGGCUGGAUGAUUGCAGAGAAUUCAGUGCUGCACUGCAGAGCCUCUGCUGGUACAUCAGUGUGGGGUGGGAAUUCACCUGAAAAGGACAAUUACCUGCCUCCUGGCAGCUUGGGAGGUCACAUCAGCAAAAGGAUCCCUUGUCUAAAUCACAGAGUAGGAGGCCUUUUCUGCUCCUAUCCCAUUUUCCAUGGUUGUGGCCUCCAGCUGUGGUUGAUCUUGUGAGAUGAACAUACAGAGCAGCUAGGACAUCUUAAUGAAAGAAAAUAAGAUCCAGAGACUGAAAACUUCCCCCUUCCAUUUGGGACCUUACCAGAUCUGUUUCAAGGGAGAAGAUUCUAGUCUCACUCACAUCGGUAUAAAGCAGGAGUAACUCCACUGAAGUUAUUGCAUUUAAACUAGUAUAAAAGUCAAUGUGAGGUCAGAAUCAAGCCUAAAAACACGCAUACGAGUGCUUCUCAGGCAUGCCUUGGGCAAACCUUAAGGCCCCAUCUCCCUGAGGAUGUGAUAAAAUGAACUUGAACAUUCAUAACUAUGCUCCCAGCUCUGCCUAAAUCAUGAUGCUCAAAAUUACUGCUCUUUAGUUUGAAAUGUUUUGUCCCUUUUUUUCUCCUCGUUGUUUCAUGGACUUGGGUCCAAAAUAAAUACAUAAGAAAUUCCCCUCUUCACCCUGUUUUGCAUAUCUCCAUUUUCAGGCUAGCUGUCUGCCUGCGGCAAGAUGCUAUUAAAGUUUGGUCUUUAAGGGAAUAACUAUACAAAAAGAUCCAAAUGUAUUUAAUGAGGAUUAGCAAUUAACUUGUAAUUCAAAUCUAUCUAUCUAUCUAUCUAUCUAUCUAUCUAUCUAUCUAUCUAUGUCUGUAGGAUGCUCAUCACUGAUAUCAGAGUGCUGAAAGUGAGGAUAUAAAUGAUCUUGUUAAUACAGAUUCCUUUUUGCAUAGCAUCUUCCAUACAAACUGACUCCCAAAUCAACUGAAUUGAAUAAUGCAGGACUAUAAUCAGUUUAUGUUAUGGAAUCAAGAACCACUAUGUUUAAAAUGCUUUGAGGUUCUUCAGGCUGAAGAGAUGCUAUAUAAAAUGUAAGACAUUAUAUGGUGAAUAAAUAAAACAUUGAGUUCAGUUAUGUGUUUAUACUGCACCUAGCACAAUGGGGCUAACCUGCCUGUGGCCUUUAAGCAGCCCACAGUAUAAUAUUAAUAAUAUAGCCACUAAUCCUUAUUAAAUAUGUUUAAUAUUCAGUAGCUACUAUAAAAAAUCAUAUUAAAUCAAACAUGGAUUAGGACACCCACACAAAAUACAUUUUUCCUUUGUUGGUUUCCCUCACUUGUUACUUCAGUGCUGGGCUGCUUUGCCACUUUUGUUUCAUAUCCUCUCACCAUGUACAGAGACAGCAGAGAGCUGGUCAGCUAAUACUCAAGUCCAAUGGUGACAUAAGUCACCAUUUGUUGAGAUGGCAGGGAGCCACCAAACUUUAAAUUGUUAAAGGUUUGUCAUCGAGGCUUAUUAAUUAGCAGCUCUAGCUGUGAAAGCUGCCAGCUACCAAGCUCUGGUGGCUUGCUACUCCAGUUCCUUAUGGUUAGAGUAGCACCAUGAUUGUAUCUCAGGAGGCAAAUUCUGAGGUUUAGGAGCUCUCCAAACGUCUAGAUUUCAGAGUAGCAGCCGUGUUAGUCUGUAUCCGCAAAAAGAAGAACAGGAGUACUUGUGGCACCUUAGAGACUAACAAAUGCUCUAAUAAAUUUGUUAGUCUCUAAGGUGCCACAAGUACUCCUGUUCUUCUUUCUCCAAACGUCUAGAGUGGUCUUUGGAUGUCUGUCACAGUGGCCAGAUCACUUGCUUCGGAAGCGUCUCAGAGGAGGUGUGGCUUGGCUUUGGAAUCCCAGCUUGUCUCCAAAGGUCUUGUGGCUGAUAGCAUUUUACUAUUAAAACUGAGAAAUUUUUAAAAUUUACCUUCCCCACUUAAUUUACUAUUUGCAUUUGGCUGAUCUUGGGGGGGGGUGAAACUUCAUGCAUCAGUUACACUGCAUGGGCCUGAUCCUGUAAUCCUUCCAUGAGCAAAGAGCUCUUAUUGACAUCCAUGUGCAGGAUUUGGCCGUGUAUUCCUAGUCAGUUUUACUCUGGGUCUUGUGUUUUGGGUUUCUAAUGCUGCAAAGGGAGAUUUAAAGGAAGAAAAGAAACAUUUGUUUUUUUUUAAUUGAUUAUUUGUUUAAAUCAUGGAAACUUUUCUGUUCAUAUAAUUUUGUCACACUUCUAUUUUUACCGUAAACCCUCAGUGUUGGGCACCAAACUGGACAGAGGAUAAGUUGACAGUUGAAAAACUUACUUCGCAUUCAGUAAGGUUUCUUUGUAGUCCUGUCUGCCACGUAUUAGGUUACACUGACACCUGGUGGCUUCUGGUAGUUAUAGGUUAAAUGAAUAAAAAGGACAGUUUUCUCUUA
Malaclemys terrapin pileata is the source of this 5691-nucleotide messenger RNA. It is a transcript of the gene PODXL2, whose product is annotated as podocalyxin like 2. Bases 604 to 2553 code for a protein of 649 amino acids. Lineage: Eukaryota; Metazoa; Chordata; Testudines; Emydidae. The transcript has 8 exons. The record is from RefSeq and is a predicted model, not a curated record.